AUGCUGGAAAUUCCGCUGGGACCCUCUUUAUACGCACCAUUGGCCGACAACGAAAGCCUUGGAAAGAGUGCUGCACGCUAUGGAGAUGCGGAUGUUGAGGUGGACGAUAGUGUCGUCCUGAUAACUGAGAAGAUGAAGGAGGCGCGACUGAGAUGGUUUGGUCACGUCUUGCGGCGGGAGGAAGAUUCUGUUGCCAAAACCGCUCUGAAGCUCGACGUUUCAGGAGUGAGGUCGCGCGGGAGGCCAAAGAUUCGCUGGUUAGACCGUGUGAAGCUGGAUAUGAUAGAUGGAGUUCAUGGAAUCUGUUUCGAACUGCUGCCGGACAACACUACAAUUACUGCCAAGGUCAACUGCGCUCAACUGCAAAGACUGGCCGACAAGAUCCGCGAGGAGCACCCGAAGCUCGACAACGUUCGCCUGCUGCGCGAUAACGCGCGCCUUCACAUCGCGAAGGAGACUUCCUAG
This is a messenger RNA of Necator americanus (New World hookworm), 465 nucleotides long. RefSeq lists its product as uncharacterized. The record is from RefSeq and is a predicted model, not a curated record. The transcript is spliced from 3 exons. Gene Ontology annotation, molecular function: nucleic acid binding. The coding region runs from base 1 to 465 and encodes 154 amino acids. Lineage: Eukaryota; Metazoa; Nematoda; Chromadorea; Rhabditida; Ancylostomatidae.